AUGGCACCAAACUUCGGCGAACUUUCGGAACAAGCAGCUCUCGGCAGAAAGCUCAGUGGGGAAUUUCUAGGAGAGAAAUUUUUUCACAAUGUGCUCAGUAACAUGAAGGACGAUAUUUUCACAAAAACGAGCAUGGAAUAUAUUUGGGAGACAUGUUUCGCAGCCUAUGCAAGGCCAGGUUUGGAAUGGAAGGAGCGGUCGCUCAUGAAUAUCGCUAUGUUAAUUGCCUUGGGUCGCGGGCCUGAACUUCGCAUCCAUAUCCGUGCGGCUGUGAACAAUGGGUUUUCCGAGGAGAAAAUUUGCGAAGCUAUCCGCCAUGCCAUGAUACACUGUGGUGUUCCAGCUGGACGAGACGCUAUGCUGAUCGCCAGCGAGGUUAUUGGUGAAUUAAAGACAUCAGGAGAGUAUCCAAAGAAAUCGGCAUCUCCCGGCAGAAUUGAUAUUGCCAUCACCAACGCAGGCAUCAGUGGCGCUGAUGCUGUUCAUUUUAAUGAUCUCAGCCUCGACGAGCCGGAAGAACCAAGGCUGAAUAUCCUCGACGUCAAUCUCAUUGGCGCCCUAUAUACAAUCAAACUUGCCUUGUUUUACUUCCGCAAACAAAGUUUGAGUGGUCAAGUACAAGACCAGAAUCUGAUAUUACAAGGAAGCCUCGCGGGCUACAUCGAUUUUCCUGGUGCACGACAAUACAUCUCCUCAAAGUACGGCCUUCGAGGCAUUAUGAAGUCGUUGAGGAGGUCAGAAUUUCAACUUGGCACUCGAACUAAUUAUGUAGCGCCAUGGUUUGUGAAAACAUCUAUUCUGAGUCUGACAGCGAAAAAUUGGCUCGAAUCUUCUGGAAUCGAGUUUGCAGAGGUUGGAGAUGCGGCACGCUGUGUCAUGAGGAUCGUUUCGGACCCGACUGUCAACGGUCGUGUGUUCGGUAUCUUGCCACGAAGUCAGGCAGCCCAUGGUUUCCUCGACAUGAAUGUAGACGAUUAUAAAGAGGGGACGCUGUUAGACGACUUGAAUAAAAUUGCUGUGGGUGCAAAUCACCGUGCCAAUAUCGACCCUAGUCAGCAAAAAACAAACACUCAGUGGUAA
Messenger RNA from Cladophialophora bantiana CBS 173.52, 1080 nucleotides. RefSeq lists its product as uncharacterized. Bases 1 to 1080 code for a protein of 359 amino acids. The record is from RefSeq and is a predicted model, not a curated record. Lineage: Eukaryota; Fungi; Ascomycota; Eurotiomycetes; Chaetothyriales; Herpotrichiellaceae. Gene Ontology annotation, molecular function: peroxiredoxin activity. The transcript is spliced from 7 exons.